Messenger RNA from Aureobasidium melanogenum CBS 110374, 582 nucleotides. RefSeq lists its product as uncharacterized. The record is from RefSeq and is a predicted model, not a curated record. The coding region runs from base 1 to 582 and encodes 193 amino acids. The transcript is spliced from 2 exons. Lineage: Eukaryota; Fungi; Ascomycota; Dothideomycetes; Dothideales; Saccotheciaceae.
AUGCCGCUCGUCGAUUCCAGCCUCGCCGAAUUCAUUGCCGGUCAACCUCAAGGCUUCACUCAUGUAGCCGUCGCUGCAGCCGUCUUUCAUGAGGAUCGUCUCCUGCUGGUCCAGCGUGCCGAGACGGACAGCUAUCCUGGCCACUGGGAACUGCCUGGCGGAUCUGCUGAUCCUGCCGACAGGUCCAUCAGCGAAUCAGUUGGCCGCGAGUUGUUCGAAGAAACCGGUCUUCGCAUGAAGCGCAUCCUCUCCGAGAUCCUCCCACCCACAACCUUCUCUACCGGCUGGGGCAAGCGUCAAAAGACAUGGCUCAAGGUCAGCUUCGUGGUCGAAGAUAGUGUCAUUGCGGUUGAUCCACCUGCCAUCAAACUUCACGACAAGGAACACCAGAAGUAUGUUUGGAUCUCAGCUGAGGAGGUCAUCAAGAACAGAGUGGCAAUGCCCGGCGAGCCCGUCAUGGAGUUCAUCUCAGCAGACAGUGUGUCGACCAUUCUGGAGGCGUUCCGCUUGAACAAGCACAUUCAGAAGGCCGAGAAUGGUGAAGCACUGCAGGUGACUGAAACGGAGAAUGGAAAGCUCUGA